Molecule: messenger RNA, 2489 nt
Organism: Paramormyrops kingsleyae
Lineage: Eukaryota; Metazoa; Chordata; Actinopteri; Osteoglossiformes; Mormyridae
Source: RefSeq, a predicted model, not a curated record
AUUAUCCUCUGCUUAUAAGUUUCUGAAGAAGAUAGUAUAGAUACCGUAUAUUGCAUAAAUUAAGACCACUAAAUGAUGAAUGUAUUGUUUUUAGAAGUAACCACGUUGAUAGUUUACCUGGAAACGUAAUUCAGGUUAGUAGAAAGACCAGUUCUAACACAAAAAGUCAUUUACAAAAAUAAUAUUGUUGGUUUUAUCCUUCACUGAGGAGCUAUGGAUAUAAUUCAAUAAAUAACAAGCUAUGAUUAUUUCUGAUUCCCUCAAAGGUUGCUGUCACGACCUAUCUGGUCCAUCUCCCGGUAUGACCAGCAAGGGUCACUGCUGGUGCUUCGGAGCCCACCUUUUGCUUCCCAGUUGAGUCCAGUUCGUGAUCCCCAAUUCUCAAAUAGUAAACGUCAACACCUGAAUUGUAUCAGUCCCUCGUUAGUCUGUUAUAUACGUGUUACCCAGUCCUGUCACGCCAGUUCUGUCAUUAUUCCCUGUUGCCCCCUUUGUGGUUUUUUCCUCCAUUCGUGGCUGCAUUCUUGGGAUCCUUCCACCUAUGCUCACCUUAGGAUGCAACUGAAUGACAGAACUCCCACAGCAGCCCUUGCCUUCCAGGCUGCUCUUCAUCCGGGGGAUAAGAGGGCAACAGGGCCGUGGAAUCCACUGGCACCACCUUGCCUGCAAGCAGAGGACUUCUUUGCCCUAUUGGAUGAAUAGCUGGCAUGGAGGAGAAAUCCCGCAGUAUGGAGGAUCCCAGAGGCCAGAACCCUCUUCCUGUGCGAGGGGAGGUGCUGAUUGGACUCACCCCAGAUCUCCAGAUCAGUAUCUCCAGAAGGGGGAGAAGGUCCGGCAGCUAAUGGCUGAUGUGUGGAGGCUAGUCGACCAUGAGGCCACUCAGCCUGCCGGCCCCCUGCAUCUUGUCAUGACUCAGCACUCUGGCUCCCCACAGCUCGCUGCAGUUCCACCCGCCGGCUCUCCACAGCUUGCCACAGCCCCGGCUGCCAUUUCCAGUUGCCAGAGGAAGAAGCAGAGGAACAUAGUUGUGCCAGUAGCUGCUGCACCGCCUGACCUGGUGCCUCCGGAGUUCUGCUCAGUGAGAGCUGCCCAGGCUCCCAGUUCCAAGAGGGCCGCUUUGCCUAAGUGCCAGGCUCCCGUCCCCGGAAGGGCCACAUUGCCCACACCUGGCCCUGCAGUAGUCGUGCCACCCGAACCUGACCCAGGGAAUGUCAGUGGUCGCUCCCAGUGCCCCGGCUGCUCCCUGCUUGCCUCCAGUUGCCCCAGCUGCUCCCUGCUUGCCUCCAGUUGCCCCGCUGUGCCCUGCUCAUCUCCUGCCAUCCCAUCAGCUCCUGCCUCGUCUCCUGGUGUCCUGACGGCUCCCGUGUUGCAGUCUCCUGGCUCGCCGCCCGCGGUCUCCUCAGUCCCUGCAGGUUACCGCUAGCCUGCCGCCCCAACUCCCUGGUUGCUACCAGGUUAGAUUGGGUACAUCCAGAGAAUACCCUUCCAGAUGACUUAGAGUGGGCCCAAGGGAGGAGCUGUCUGAGUCUCCAUCUCCUGGAGGGGGAGAUAGGUGCACCCCAUCCCACCCGGGCCGCUCUGCUGCAUAGGUAAAGGGUAUGGGACCCGGCGCACACUCCAGCUCCGGCCCAGCUGCCCCCUCGGUGCCCUCCGGUCUGGCUGCCCCCUCAGCUCCCUUCAGUCCAGCUGCCCCCUGGUGCCCUCUGGCUCUUUGAUGCCCUCCGGCCCUUCCAACCCUUGGAUCUCCUCCAGUCCCACUGUUCCGCCUGUGACCAGACUUUUGGCCCGCCAUGGCCAACACUCCACAGACGCUCCCCAUUCCCUUUGGUCUUGCCUGAUUCCCUGUCCUGGAUCCCUUUCGUGUCACCGUCUGCCUUCAGCCUACGUCCUGUGUUUCUGCCUGUCUCUCCAUACCAGUCUCUCUUGUCCAUCUACUUGUCUUGGAGUUUGUGGUGUCUCAUGAUGCCUUUCUGAUCUGUUCUCUUGCCCUUACCAGUUCUAUGCCCCUAGUCCUGCUGUAUGUCCUGUAUUGUGGUUCUGCCCUUCGUGUCUUACCUGGAAUCCACUCUUUGUGCUCAGUGUUACCCAGUGUACCCAGUCCAGUCCUAUGUAUUUCUUGUUUUCUUGGGUCCGUUGUGGUCUGGUCUCUGUCCCUCUUGGUCUGGUCUCUGUCCUGUGUGCUCUGAUCUGGCCAUGUCCUGUCCAGUCUUUGGUCCCGCCUGUCCCAUCCUGGUUGUGGUAGGGUCUCCUAUGACCAAAGUCAAAAUCUUGGGAGGGGGGGCUCUGUCACAACCUGUCUGGUCCAACCUCUAGUAUUGUCAGCUGGGGUCACUGCAGGUCCGGCAGAACCCUUCCAUUGCUUCCCAGGUGUGUCCUGUUCACGAUCCCCAAUCCUCAAGUGGUAAAUGUCAAUGCCUCAAUUAUAUCAGUCACUCGUUACUAUGGUAUAUACAUGUUUCUCAGUCCUGUCUCCCCCAGUUCUGUCUUUG